UUUUUUAACCAAUUAUAUUUUCUGGGUUUAGACAGACAUUCUUCUCCAACUUUUUCCGGGUUGAUCUAUUAUAACUCUCCUUCUUAUUACAUGCGAUUUGGAUGUUAAAAAAUGGAAAAGGAAGCAAAGAAGGAAGCAUUUAGGAAGUACCUGGAAUCUAGCGGAGUUCUUGAUGCUCUGACAAAAGGUCUUGUUGCACUAUAUGAGCAGAAUGACAAACCUUCUUCUGCUAUUGAGUUCAUCCAACAAAAGAUAGGUGGUCCAACUGUGUCAGAGUAUGAAAAGCUACAAGCUGAACUGUCAGAUUUACAAAUAAAAUAUCAAGAGCUUUUGGCUUUACACACAGAGAAGUGCAAGGAGUUUGAGGAGUUGAAAAAAUCACAUACAAUGGCAUCUACUAGAGAGAGCAUUGAUGAGUCCCCAAAGGAUGUGUCAUCAUGUGUACAAGGUAACUUCACAUGAUCUUACACUAAAUAGAUCUCAUUUAUGGUUGCAUCAAACAUUGUUCAAAUUUGGAGAGAGCAAAGGCUUGUACAGUGUUGUAUCAUUAUUCAUCUACAAUGAGAUUUUAUUCUGGGAACUUUUGUGCUAUCAUUGUCUUCAGGUGACCGGUGAAAUUUGUCUGGACUUUUCGCCUAUGUAAUAUUUCGGAUCCAACUUUUCUGCCAUGUGUAUUUGGUCAUUAUUAACUGAA
Messenger RNA from Camellia sinensis, 694 nucleotides. The record is from RefSeq and is a predicted model, not a curated record. NCBI's taxonomy places the organism in Eukaryota, Viridiplantae, Streptophyta, Magnoliopsida, Ericales, Theaceae.